AUGGAAGAUAUUUAUACUAAUGUGCACUAUUGGCUUGUUGACCACCCAACCAUUAGCAAAUUUGAGUGGAAACAAGGCCACACAUUUGGUUCCUCCCUAUGUUUUCUUACGCUCUCAAUUUCUAUUUACUUGUUCAUUACACUAUUAUCUUUUCGCUUUUCAUUACUCCUCCCCACACUCCCAAUUACCAUCCUCCACCGCAUUACGGCCGUGCACAGCCUCAUCCUUUGCCUUGUCUCUCUUAUCAUGAUCGUUGGUUGUAGCCUUGCUGUCCUCAACCAAAUGCCACGACAUGAUUGGAGACGAUGGGUAUUUUGCUUCCCUGUCGACAAUAAUAGUAUUACUCUUCCAAGCGGACCCAUGUUCUUUUGGAUCCACUUUUAUUACUUGUCAAAGAUUCUUGAAUUUAUAGACACUAUUUUGAUCAUUCUUAGUAGAUCUCGAUCGCGAAGGCUCUCAUUCCUCCAUGUGUACCACCAUACAAUGGUGCCUCUUCUUUGUUAUCUUGGGAUCUACACGAGGCAGUCAUUGAUCCAUAUUAUUGUUAUCAUCAAUGCAUCAGUUCAUGUUGUAAUGUACGCUUAUUAUUUCCUUUGUGCUAUAGGAAAGAAGCCUUGGUGGAAAAAGCUAGUCACAGACUGUCAAAUAAUUCAGUUCAUUCUGGGAUUUAUAUGUUCACCUAUUAUGUUGUAUUAUCACUUUACUACUGAAGGCUGCUGUGGAUUUGAACUAUGGUGUGUCGAUAUUGUUUUUAACACUUCACUCUUGCUGCUCUUUCUCGAUUUUUAUUCCAAUAAUUAUGGUAAGAAAAUGGGGAAUGACCCUAAUAGUAAGAUUGAAAAACAAACAUAA
Molecule: messenger RNA, 852 nt
Organism: Solanum pennellii
Lineage: Eukaryota; Viridiplantae; Streptophyta; Magnoliopsida; Solanales; Solanaceae
Product: elongation of fatty acids protein A-like
Exons: 1
Coding region: 1-852 (283 amino acids)
Biological process (GO): fatty acid elongation, monounsaturated fatty acid; sphingolipid biosynthetic process; very long-chain fatty acid biosynthetic process
Cellular component (GO): endoplasmic reticulum membrane
Molecular function (GO): fatty acid elongase activity
Source: RefSeq, a predicted model, not a curated record